Messenger RNA from Anguilla anguilla (European eel), 2541 nucleotides. RefSeq names its product N-alpha-acetyltransferase 35, NatC auxiliary subunit (gene naa35). Lineage: Eukaryota; Metazoa; Chordata; Actinopteri; Anguilliformes; Anguillidae. Gene Ontology annotation, cellular component: NatC complex. Bases 161 to 2350 code for a protein of 729 amino acids. The record is from RefSeq and is a predicted model, not a curated record. Gene Ontology annotation, biological process: N-terminal peptidyl-methionine acetylation. The transcript is spliced from 23 exons.
CACAAACUAGACGGCAUUUUGACGUUAUACUCCAGCCUGUCCCUUUGAUAUUCCGCAAAUGUGAGGUUUAGAACAGGUAGCAUAGCAACAAAGUGGCCAGCACGUCACACCUGUGCCGCUGCGUCACCCCUCUGCCACUCGUGCACGUUCAGCUGUCACCAUGGUGAUGAAGUCAUCGGUGGAGGAGGACGAGGCGGGGUGGGGGCUGGGUAUUCCAGAGAAGAUGAAGAAUAACGCAAACUGGGUGGACAUCACACAGGACUUCAGAGGUGCCUGCAAAGAACUAAACCUUGGAGAGCUACUCCAUGACAAACUGUUUGGUCUGUUUGAAGCCAUGUCUGCCAUCGAGAUGAUGGACCCCAAGAUGGACGCCGGCAUGAUCGGUAACCAAGUCAACAGGAAGGUCCUCAACUUUCAACAGGCAGUCAAGGAUGGGGCGAUUAGGGUUAAGGACCUCAGCCUACCUGAGCUCAUUGGAAUCAUGGACACCUGCUUUUGCUGUUUGAUCACAUGGCUGGAGGGGCAUUCUCUGGCUCAGACCGUGUUUACGUGUUUGUACGUGCACAACCCUGACCUCAUCGAGGACCCCGCCAUGAAAGCCUUCGCCCUCGGUAUCCUCAAAAUCUGCGACAUUGCCCGCGAGAAGGUCAACAAAGCCGCCGUGUUUGAGGAGGAGGACUUCCAGGCGAUGACCUAUGGCUUCAAAAUGGCGAACAAUGUGACAGACUUGCGUGUGACAGGCAUGCUGAAGGAUGUGGAGGAUGACCUCCAGAGGAGAGUGAAGAGCACACGUAGUCGGCAGGGGGAGCAGAGGGACCCAGAGGUGGAGCUGGAGUGUGUGUUUCUCCAGCAUCAGCAGUGUUCAGCCCUCUUCAACAGAAUCAAGUUCACUCGUCUGCUUCUCACGGCACUGAUCGCCUUCACCAAGAAAGAGACCAGCUCGGUGAGCGAGGCGCAGAAGCUGAUGACCCAGGCUGCUGACCUGCUUCCUGCCAUCCACUCCACCCUGCAGCACGGAGUGCAGGCCCAGAACGACACCAGCAAAGGAGAUCACCCCAUAAUGAUGGGCUUUGAGCCGCUGGUGAACCAGAGGCUGCUGCCCCCCACCUUCCCACGCUACGCCAAAAUCAUCCGCAGAGAGGAGAUGGUCGCCUACUUCAGCAAGCUCAUCGACCGCAUCAAGACCGUGUGUGAGGUCAUCAACACCACCCACUUGCACGGCAUUCUGGACUUCUUCUGUGAAUUCAGUGAACAGUCCCCUUGUGUGCUGUCACGCUCGCUGUUACAGACCACGUUCCUGAUGGACAGUAAGAAGGUUUUGGGCUCCCAUCUCAUGCAUGAUAUGAUCAAGGAUGCACUCAGGGGGUUUGUUAGCCCCCCUGUCCUCUCCCCAAAGUGCUGUCUGUACAAUAACCACCAGGCUAAGGACUACAUCGAUUCCUUCAUCACACACUGCUCCAGGCCCUUUUGCAGUCUGAUUCAGAUCCACGGACACAAUCGCGCUCGACAGAGAGACAAACUGGGACACAUUCUGGAAGAGUUCGCUACACUGCAGGAUGAGGCAGAGAAGGUGGACGCCGCGCUGCACAGCCUCCUGUUGAAGCUGGAGCCCCAGAGGCAGCAUCUGGCCUGUCUGGGCACCUGGGUUCUGUACCACAGCCUACGCAUCAUGAUCCACUACCUGCUCAGCGGCUUCGAGCUGGAGCUGUACAGCAUGCACGAAUACUACUACAUAUACUGGUACCUGUCGGAGUUUCUGUACGCCUGGCUGAUGUCCACUCUGAGCCGGGCUGACAGCUCUCAGAUGGCUGAGGAGAGGAUCACUGAGGAGCUGCAGAGGAGGGGCAGCAGCAAGAAGACCAAGAAGAAGAAGAAGACGCGUCCCUUGAGCAGAGAGAUCACCAUGAGUCAGGCUUACCAGAACAUGUGCGCGGGCAUGUACAAGACAAUGAUUGCACUGGACAUGGAUGGAAAGGUCCGGAAGCCUCAGUUUGAGCUGGACAGCGAGCAGGUUCGCUACGAGCACCGAUUCGCCCCCUUCAACAGCGUGGUGACCCCCCCACCAGUGCAUUACAUCCAGUUUAAGGAAAUGUCUGACCUGAAGAAGUACACUCCGCCCCCUCAGUCAGCUGACCUGUACCUGGCGGCCAGUAAGCACUUUCAGCAGGCCAAACUGAUCCUGGAGAACGUCCCCAGCCCGGACCCUGAGGUCAAUCGAAUCCUGAAAGUUGCCAAGCCUAAUAUUGUAGUGAUGAAGCUGCUAGCUGGAGGUCACAAAAAGGAAACGAAGGUUUUGCCACAGUUUGAUUUCUCAGCACACAAGUACUUUCCUGUGGUGAAGAUCAUCUGAGCCCACUCUCCUGCUCUGAACCCCCAAAACCCCCAAAACCCCCCCCAUUCUGCUCUGAACCUCCAACCCCCUCCCUCCCUUUGUUUUCCCUAAGGCUGUGUUAAGCUGUAGUACAGCGUGAUGUUUGGCUUUGUUCAGGUGUGUACUUUUUUGCGGUGUUCCUGAAUAAAGGAUUAUUAUUAUGCACAUCA